Molecule: messenger RNA, 1476 nt
Organism: Prunus armeniaca (apricot)
Lineage: Eukaryota; Viridiplantae; Streptophyta; Magnoliopsida; Rosales; Rosaceae
Source: the annotation of a GenBank genome assembly
AUGGCCGCUAACUCCGCCGCCGUGCAACCGGGUCGGGUUCGGAUUCUGAAAGAAGCGUCCAAAUCGGCUGGUCAAAAUAUGGGUCCCGUGGUCUACUGGAUGUUCAGAGACCAAAGGGUUAGAGACAAUUGGGCCUUGAUCCACGCCGUUGAGCAGGCCCACAAGGCCAAUGUCCCCGUGGCUGUGGCGUUCAAUCUGUUUGAUCAGUUUCUUGGCGCCAAAGCCCGCCAGUUAGGGUUUAUGCUGAGGGGUUUGCGACAAUUGCAUCGUGAUCUUGAAGAAACGCAUCAAAUUCCAUUUUUUCUCUUCCGGGGAAAUGCUGAGGACACUAUACCCAAUUUUGUGAGUGAAUGUGGGGCUUCACUUUUAGUAACGGACUUCUCACCCUUACGGGAAGUUCGGAAAUGUAAAGAGGAAAUUUGCAAGAGGGUUAGUGAUUUUGUGACAAUACAUGAAGUUGAUGCACACAAUGUGGUGCCCCUUUGGGCGGCAUCAGAGAAGUUGGAGUAUAGUGCUAGGACUAUAAGGAGUAAGAUAAACAAAAAGCUUCCAGAGUACCUAAUCGAAUUUCCAAUGCUGCAGCCACCAGUUACAAAAUGGGUGGGCACUAGUCGAUUGAUUGACUGGGAUAGCCUCAUUGACGAAGUUUUGAGGAAAGGAGCAGAAGUUCCUGAAAUUGAUUGGUGUGAACCGGGAGAAAAGGCGGCAAUGGAAGUUUUGAUGGGUAGCAAAAAUGGGUUCUUGACGAAAAGGUUGAAGGGUUAUUCGUCAGACCGGAACAACCCUUUGAAACCAAGAGGUCUCUCGGGUCUUUCUCCCUAUUUGCAUUUUGGGCAAAUAUCUGCACAGAGGUGCGCCUUAGAGGCACGUAGCGUCCGGAAACUCUGUCCUGAGGCAGUCGAUGCAUUUGUAGAGGAGUUGAUUGUGCGCCGAGAACUUGCCGAUAACUUCUGCUUCUACCAGCCUCAUUAUGAUUCAUUACAAGGGGCAUGGGAAUGGGCACGUAAGACUUUGAUGGACCAUGCUUUUGAUAAGCGAGAACAUAUUUACACUAAGGAGCAAUUGGAGAAGGCACAAACAGCCGAUCCUCUCUGGAAUGCCUCUCAAUUGGAGAUGGUUUAUUAUGGGAAGAUGCAUGGUUUUAUGCGGAUGUAUUGGGCAAAAAAGAUUCUUGAGUGGACAAGAGGUCCUGAAGAGGCCCUUGAAAUAUCCAUAUACCUAAAUAACAAGUAUGAAAUAGAUGGAAGGGAUCCGAAUGGGUAUGUUGGUUGCAUGUGGUCAGUAUGUGGCGUUCACGACCAGGGUUGGAAGGAACGUCCAAUUUUUGGGAAAAUACGUUACAUGAACUAUGCAGGCUGCAAAAGGAAAUUUGAUGUGGAUGGAUACAUUGCCUAUGUAAAGAGGCUUGGUGAAACCAAGAAGAGAAAAGCAGAGAGUCUACUUGGUAGAAAGGCAAAAGAACUCUGCACUUAUUAG